AUGACAGCCAUCAACUCAGCGGCAGUCUUCCAUUCCACCAGAGACUUCCUCCUCUUCUCAGCAGCCGUUGGUCUCCCCCUCAACUUCGUCCGCUUCUGCAUCAUGGUCCGACCCACCGCCUUCUUCACAUUCAUCCUCCUCGUCUUCUCCGCCGUCUUCGGCUUCACCAUGAAGCGCCUCCAUCGUCAAGGCGCGCAUCUCAAAGCAACAUUCGCCACGCCCAUCACCGAUCCGCUGAACUGCCUCAUCGCCGAUGUGCUCAUGGGCAUUCUGUCGCUCUUGACGCUUAGUUUCACUUGGACGCAUAACAGGUGGCAGGAUACUGGGGAGACUUUCUUGGUGGCUUACUCGUCGACGCCGCUGAUGUUUAACAUGUUUCUUCAUUUUUAUCUGGCGCUGCUUGUGUUGCUUAGGACUAGUCAGAUGAAGGAUAUUGUGAAGGAGCUCGUGGGAGAUCUUGUAUCGGGCUCGCCUCAGCCUUGUCCGCAUUGUCAUGGUCGACAGGAGUUUCACGAUGGUCAUGAUGAGGAACAGCCGCUGGUGACGCCUCCUGCUGGAGACCAUGAGGAUACGCAUGAGGGCGGCGCAGGUCCUUCGACUGUCUGGAGCCGAUAA
Molecule: messenger RNA, 615 nt
Organism: Fusarium subglutinans
Lineage: Eukaryota; Fungi; Ascomycota; Sordariomycetes; Hypocreales; Nectriaceae
Exons: 1
Coding region: 1-615 (204 amino acids)
Source: RefSeq, a predicted model, not a curated record